AGCAGCUUAAUAGCCAUAAAUCAUCCAACCGUACCAAUAGACCUGGUGCUUCCGUUAUAUCCAUACACCAGUCUUUAUAUAAUCGACAACUGAAACUCCAGUCAAGAUGGGCUGCGGAAUGAGCACAGAGGAGAAGGAGGGCAAGGCCCGUAACGAGGAGAUUGAGAACCAGCUCAAGAGGGACAAGAUGAUGCAGCGAAACGAGAUCAAGAUGCUUCUUCUGGGUGCUGGUGAAUCCGGAAAGUCAACCAUCUUGAAGCAAAUGAAGCUCAUCCACGAGGGCGGCUACUCGCGCGACGAGAGGGAAUCCUUCAAGGAGAUCAUCUUCAGCAACACUGUCCAGUCGAUGCGCGUUAUUCUUGAGGCCAUGGAGUCCCUUGAGCUGCCGCUUGAGGAUCAACGCAUGGAGUACCACGUUCAGACCAUCUUCAUGCAGCCCGCCCAGAUUGAGGGUGAUGUGUUACCACCCGAGGUCGGUAAUGCCAUUGAGGCCCUCUGGAAAGACCGUGGUGUGCAAGAGUGUUUCAAGCGUUCGCGUGAAUACCAGCUCAACGACUCUGCCCGAUACUACUUCGACAACAUCGCCAGAAUUGCCGCUCCUGACUACAUGCCUAAUGAUCAAGAUGUCCUGCGAUCUCGUGUCAAGACAACCGGUAUCACGGAGACGACUUUUAUCAUUGGCGAUCUGACCUACAGAAUGUUCGAUGUCGGUGGUCAGCGAUCUGAGAGAAAGAAGUGGAUUCACUGCUUCGAGAAUGUCACCACCAUCCUCUUCCUUGUCGCCAUCUCCGAGUACGAUCAACUGCUCUUCGAAGAUGAGACCGUCAACCGUAUGCAAGAGGCUUUGACCCUGUUCGACUCCAUCUGCAACUCGAGGUGGUUCAUUAAGACUUCCAUCAUCUUGUUUUUGAACAAGAUUGAUCGCUUCAAGGAGAAGCUCCCUGUUAGCCCCAUGAAGAACUACUUCCCUGAUUACGAGGGCGGUGACGAUUACGCCGCUGCUUGCGACUACAUCCUGAACCGAUUCGUAAGCCUCAACCAGCACGAGACCAAGCAAAUCUACACACAUUUCACUUGUGCUACGGAUACGACGCAAAUCCGUUUCGUCAUGGCUGCUGUCAAUGAUAUCAUCAUUCAAGAGAACCUGCGUCUCUGCGGUCUCAUCUGAUUUCAUUUGAUUGUUUACGCGA
Messenger RNA from Truncatella angustata, 1190 nucleotides. Its product is annotated as guanine nucleotide-binding protein subunit alpha. Gene Ontology annotation, molecular function: G protein-coupled receptor binding; GTPase activity; GTP binding. Gene Ontology annotation, cellular component: heterotrimeric G-protein complex. The record is from RefSeq and is a predicted model, not a curated record. The coding region runs from base 107 to 1168 and encodes 353 amino acids. Lineage: Eukaryota; Fungi; Ascomycota; Sordariomycetes; Amphisphaeriales; Sporocadaceae. Gene Ontology annotation, biological process: G protein-coupled receptor signaling pathway. The transcript is spliced from 4 exons.